Molecule: messenger RNA, 866 nt
Organism: Marchantia polymorpha subsp. ruderalis
Lineage: Eukaryota; Viridiplantae; Streptophyta; Marchantiopsida; Marchantiales; Marchantiaceae
Source: the annotation of a GenBank genome assembly
GCCUUGCACAAGAGGGCCCAGAUACCUCCGGAAAGGCUGUUGUGGCCAUCCGAAGAUUUGUGUGCGUACUAGUGCCACUGUUCUGUCACAGAGAGUUUGGUUUCAUUAAGUUGCUCUCACAUAUCACAAGUCUUGGUCAGUGUUGGUCCCAAACUCACUCAUCCCUUUGUGCUCGUCUCGUUAUACGUGCUUUCGGCGUUCCUUCGGUGCUGAUAAUCGCGUGAAGAGAGGAGGAGGAAAGAUGGUGACCACUGCAGGACUGCUCGGGGCGGGCAUGGGCUUGUUCGUGCAGCUCUAUUCGAACGGAGUGCGCAAGCUUCCACUGAUGCGUCAUCCGUGGGAGCAUGUAUUGGCAAUGGGAUUGGGGAGUGCCUUCGGAAAUGCUGUGGUGAAGUGGGAGGAUCAUUUACAGGUUCAGCUUGAUAAGCUAAUUGAGGAUGCGAAGACCUCUAACAACAAGCGCUAUCUCGGUACCAUGAGGGCUGUGGAGGACUAGCGGACGCGGCAACGGGUCGACAUGAUCUAGAGGCAUCUUUCUAAGAUUCAUGAACAAGACUGAGAUACCACAAUAGACAUUCCAGAAAAUUUGGAGGGUCAAUCCAGCGGUGCCCUCAUUAGCAGCAAGUUCGCAGUUCCACUCAGAAAACUAAAAUUUGUUCACUUUCAGUGGUUCACAAUUUUGUACCCUUCAUUUACAUACACGUGAAGUGCGUAUGGCAUGGUUAAUAUACCAGUAGCGCUUCUUGCACACCAGUUUACUCACUGAGGAAUGCGAACACUUUAUUGAUUCGUGUAUAUUGUCUUGGCGGUUGUACAUUCUGCUCAUAAUCAAUUGGACUAUCGGUGGCUCAAGCAGUUGGAAUGCU